AGGCGGGGCCUUGUUGAGUGAUGGCCCGACCCCGCCUUCCAGCGAAGGGGGCGGGUCAACAUGGAAGUGCCUUGGGCCUGCAUUGCUAGAAUGAAGCACAUCAACUUGUCCUUUGCAGGAUGCGGGUUUCUGGGCAUUUACCACUUGGGGGCAGCAUCAGCACUUUAUAGACACGGCGGAAAGUUCCUGAAGGAAGUCAAGGCCUUUGCAGGGGCCUCUGCGGGGUCCUUGGUUGCUACCGUCCUGCUAACAGCACCAGAAAGAAUAGAGGACUGUAACGACUUUACCUACAAGUUUGCCGAAGAAAUCCGCAGGCAGCCUCUCGGGGCACUGACACCCGGCUACAACUUCAUGGCCCGACUGAGAAGCGGAAUAGACUGGAUCCUCCCUCCCAACGCUCACGAGCUGGCCCACAAGCGACUGUACAUAUCUAUCACCAAUGCGAAAACCCGAGGGAACUGCCUGGCCUCAGCGUUCUCCUCCCGCGAGGACCUUAUUAAGAGACUUGCAAAAUGUAAGGGAAAAGCCGGUCAGCGCACACGUGCAUUGUCACAAUGCGCCAACGCCAGGACAGACCCCGGACGCCGUCAGUGUGUUGGAAGGCCUGUUCCGGAUUGCACGGGAGCAGGACAGGGGUCGCGCUGUCGUGAAACAAAAGGCAUUUUUCCCGGCCACUUCCUCCUCCUCACAUCUGUCCUCGGCCACUGUCCGCACUGGCAGAGCCCUGCUGCGUCCGGUCUCUCGUCCUGCCGUCCUCACCCCUGGUCUCAGGCCACGGGCCUCCCUGCCUGUUACUGCGUUUGUACGGUCAGCCCUUCUUCGCUAGAGCCAAGCGGCGCGUGGGCAAGAGCGGCUGUUUCCUCCGCUCUCCCAGCCCGACUCAGCUCCAGCGGCAGCCCCGCGUGCCCAGCGAGCGACUGUGACCCAACACGUCAACGGCCUGGCGUGGCAUCUGUCACGGCGGCCUCCCUUAAGAUGAAAGAACAAAAAGCGUCUGGAUCCUCCAUGUGGAGUGACCUUCACAAACCAACUUAGCCGGGGCACCCGGUGGCUCAGCCGGUUGAGCCUCUGACUUCCGCUCACAGUUUGUCAAGAUCUCACAGGUUGUCAGUAGGAGCCCCACGUCGGGCUCUGUGCUGACAGCGCGGACCCUGGAGCUGCUUCACAUUCUGUGUCUUCCUCUCUAUGCCC
Molecule: messenger RNA, 1191 nt
Organism: Suricata suricatta (meerkat)
Lineage: Eukaryota; Metazoa; Chordata; Mammalia; Carnivora; Herpestidae
Gene: PNPLA4
Product: patatin like phospholipase domain containing 4
Exons: 5
Coding region: 61-1035 (324 amino acids)
Biological process (GO): triglyceride catabolic process; lipid homeostasis
Cellular component (GO): lipid droplet; cytoplasm; membrane
Molecular function (GO): retinyl-palmitate esterase activity; triacylglycerol lipase activity
Source: RefSeq, a predicted model, not a curated record